Lymnaea stagnalis (great pond snail) is the source of this 2979-nucleotide messenger RNA. Lineage: Eukaryota; Metazoa; Mollusca; Gastropoda; Lymnaeidae. The record is from the annotation of a GenBank genome assembly.
UGGAUUCGCCAUGUUGGCUUUGGUUGCUGCUAAUGCUAAGUAUGGCGCUGGAUCUGCCCAAUAUGGCGCCGGAUCUGCCCAAUACGGUGCUGGAUCUGCCCAAUAUGGCGCUGGAUCUGCCCAAUACGGCGCCAGAUCUGCCCAAUACGGUGCUGGAUCUGCCCAAUAUGGCGCUGGAUCUGCCCAGUAUGAUGCCAGCAAUUACGACUCCUCUACCGUGGCCAAGAAUCUGAAUUUGUAUCAAGAAGAAUCCUACGCUCCAUCCAGCUACCAGAAAGGCGGCAAUGUCAAGGCCAGUGGUUCCAACUACGGAAAAUCUGAUAGCUACAAUUCAGCUUACACUGCCCAGCCAUCUGCUUACAAUGCCCAGCCAUCCGCUUACAAUGCCCAGCCAUCCGCUUACAAUGCCCAGCCAUCCGCUUACAAUGCCCAGGCAUCUUCCUAUGGCAGUCAAGAUUACAGUAAUGAUGCUGAUUACAAUCUUGGACAAUGUAAGUGCUUACAUAGUUGUCAUAUAAUUACCUUGUGGUAAUGCGAGAUAAAUGUGCAAUAUUCUUUUCCUUAGCUAUUAUUUGAUUUAUACAAUUUAAACUUGACAGAAUAUGAAAAUAAGUUCUUCGAACGAAAGAAGGAAUCGGUAUAUAUAGCAAUGUAAACAUUGCGAUGUAAAUAUAUUGCAUCUAUUCGCCAGACGAUGGAGUAGCUAUGUAUUCAUACACUUCGAGUAGUUGCUCACUAGGUCAAUCAUAGAAUGACACUCUCGACUGCAUUUCUCUGCGAUGUAAAUAUAACUUUUCAAAUAUAGCUAUUUAAAAGUAGCUAUGUAAAUAAAUGUAAGUAAAUAUAGAUAUGUAAUUAUAGCUAUGUAAAUAAAUGUAAGUAAAUAUAGAUCUGUAAUUAUAGCUAUGUAAAUAUCUAUAACCUUUAGGAUCCUUUUUUAUUCUAUAAAAUGUUUAACUUUUUUUUCCAUGUAUCAAUUAUGUACAUACAGUUGACAUAGUUGAUUGUUCUGGUAUCAAACAUAAGACAUAUAAUGGACACUAUUGCUGUUUUAUGGACCAAAAUUUAACAUAUACUAAUAUAUGGAAUACAGUAAUUUAUUUGCUAAUGAAGUUCAUAUAAAUGCCAUUAGGAGAUUUCAGACCAGUGGAUGUCCAUGUCCUCUUUUCACUGUCUGGUAAACCCACAUCACUACAUCAGAGAACACGGUAGAUGUAAAUUUGACUCAGACACAGACAAGCCCAUGUAAACUAAGUCAUACUUUAUUCCUACUGCUCUAUCUAAUGUUGGAAAUAAGCGAGACUAAGUUUGGGAAAAUCUGAAGAUAAGAACGCAGCAAAACAACGAACGUGUCGGCAAGAAGCCUUCGUCGGCGAACAAACAACAGUAAAAAAGAGAACUAAAAUAACAUUUAGCUGAAAUGUAGUAUCCGAGGGGACACCAAGAGGAAUGUGACACAGUACGUCAAGACGCGAGAUAAGCAGUGUCCCACAAAGUGGCAAAGGAUUUUACUCUCAGUGCAAUCGUGUCCUACACAAACACAACAAGCCGUGUGAAUUUAGAGAACAAACUGAUCCAGGCUUCUCUUUCGCUUAUUUCAAUGUUUCUCCUCUUAUUGUAGUCUCUCCCCUUUGGUGCCAUUUGUGUUAGCUUCAUGUUUUAUCCAACCAGACCCAUGUGGACCUCAAGACGAAGGCAAGACCUACGCCGUUGUUGGACUGUGUUACGGAUAUUACGAGUGCUACUAUGGCGAGUCUCUCUACCGUCAAUGUAACAACUACUACAGUUUCGAUGCCUACUCUGGCAAAUGUGUCGCUGACAACACUUGCGCUUACGGUAAAAUUGUGAUUUUACAAUGUUUUUUUUUAAAAAUAAGUUGAGUUAAAAUAAUAUUAUUUUAUUGUUCCAAAUAAAUGCCAUGUGUUUUGAUGACAUUGUAUAUGUUCAUAUUGAUGACAUUGUAUAUGUUCAUAUUGAUGACAUUGCAUAUGUUCAUAUUAAUGACAUUGUAUAUGUUCAUAUUGAUGACAUUGUAUAUGUUCACAUUCAGCACAUGGAUAGAUCCUCCAAUUGGAUUUAUACUUGUAAAAACACAUUUAGCUUUCAAUAAUUAUUUCAGCGAUUUAGUUCAGAAACUAUCUCAGUAGAAUGUUCAUAUAUAUCAAUAUCUAUCUCUACAUUAGUCAGUCUACUUCAACUGAUGAAUAUAUCUAUCUCUACAUUAGUCAGUCUACUUCAACUGAUGAAUAUAUCUAUCUCUACAUUAGACAGUCUACUUCAACUGAUGAAUAUAUCUAUCUCUACAUUAGUCAGUCUACUUCAACUGAUGAAUAUAUCUAUCUCUACAUUAGUCAGUCUACUUCAACUGAUGAAUAUAUCUAUCUCUACAUUAGUCAGUCUACUUCAACUGAUGAAUAUAUCUAUCUCUACAUUAGUCAUUCUACUUAAACUGAUGAAUAUCAAAUUAGAUAAUUAUUUUUAUUUUAGACUUAGCUUUUUAUAUCAUGCAGAGUUCAGAGCAAGGCAAAAAAAAAGAUUUAGAAAAUAUAUAUUUAAAAAAAUAGUACGACUUUAUAACAUUUUUUUUAAAUUUUUAUUCUAGUUGCUCCAAGCACUUAUGACAACAUCGGAUACAAUGCCAACAGUGGAUACAAUGCCAACAGCGGAUACAAUGCCAACAGUGGAUACAAUGCCAACAGCGGAUACAAUGCCAACAGUGGAUACAAUGCCAACAGCGGAUACAAUGCCAACAGUGGAUACGCCAGUGGCAGCUAGGCUAGCAGCAAUUAUGGCAAGAACUAUUGAGAGUGGAGUGGAAGCUCGUCACGAUGACAUGAACAUAGCAGAUGAAGUACAGCGUGUGAAGAUUAUGACAGAUGGCAAUCUUAGAUUAUGACAGAUGGCAAUCUUUGUACGAGUGUCAACUUGCUCAGCAUAUCAUGUUUAUUUAAAGAACGACUUCACUUUAUUAAGUUCGGU